This is a messenger RNA of Cucumis sativus (cucumber), 2171 nucleotides long. Its product is annotated as PLASMODESMATA CALLOSE-BINDING PROTEIN 3. The transcript is spliced from 4 exons. Bases 982 to 1821 code for a protein of 279 amino acids. Lineage: Eukaryota; Viridiplantae; Streptophyta; Magnoliopsida; Cucurbitales; Cucurbitaceae. The record is from RefSeq and is a predicted model, not a curated record.
AAAGUAAUAGGUUGCUUCAACAUCAUUAUUCAACCAAAAAGGGUUUAAGGUAGGAGAAACUACGCCAAUCGGACACAAAUUACAACCUAAUGGUUGAACUAUUAAAAAAGUUCUGAACAGUUACUGAAUAGCUACACAGAAGAUGUUUAUAUGAAUAAAAUACACUAAAAUUAAAAAAGACCUAAAUAUGACAAAUUGAACUUCCGACCGAUUGAAAUAGAGAUCAUGCCAAUAGCCGAAUCUUCUUGGCAUCUGUUUGCUGCACUACUGGUAAUAUAAUUAGUAUCUAUCAGUUGAGUGGAUUAGUGGGCUUGUUUGUGAAAGAGGGAAUCAAAUGCUUCUACAGACGAUGGAUUAAGAGAGAGAAUGAUUUGAUUCCUGUUUUGCUUCCUAAGUAGCAGAGCAGUGAGCUUUGGGACUUAAACAGAUUCUCCAGGGGACAAUAUUCUUGAUCACAAACUAGAAGAUGCAACUUGUGCAUACAAAUCUAUAAACCAUAGCCUAAACCUACCUUUAACUUUCUGAUUCAGUACCCAUAAAAACAGUAAAAAGAGAAGCUCUAAAGAGGAGGGGAAAUGCCACCACACGAAAACUGCAGAAUCAGUACUUCUCCUCAUACCUUAUUCUAACACCUAUCAGGUUUGAGUUCGUAGCAGAUAUAUUUUGCCUUUCCUUCUCCAUAUACCUUUUUCCAAUUUUUAAAACUUCCCUUGCUUGCACUUCCCAACUAUUCAAAUAUACAAUGCCUCCUCUCUCAAGUUUCCUCAUAUUCUCUUACCCUUCUUUCUGACUCUUGAUGAUCCAAGAAAGCUUAGAUUCUGUCGCCCAGCUACUUGUAUAUAUUGCUUGCCGCCAAAAAGGGUAAUUCUUCUUUACACAAACACAUUUGACAUACCUCUGAUUUUCACAAAUCUUUGGUCUCUAUCAUUGUUCAAAAUCAUUUGAAGAUCCAGAACCAAACAUUGGGAGUAAUUUGUAGAGAUGGGUACCUGUAUUCACCUCCAUUUUGCAUUACUUUCAUUGUUGGUUUUCCUCAGUCUAGGUUCAAGUAUUGCACAGAGACCGUUCUUUGAAGCAAACCAAGAUGACUAUGUUCUACAAAAUCAAGAAGAACAAAUACCCUACUUUUCACCUUCAACAUCUAGCAAUCAACUGGACACAAUCCCCAUUGUGAAUCCAACCACCCCAGGUGGCACAACUCCGACCCAGACGCCGAUUGUUAAUCCGCCAGCACAAACAAACCCUACCGGACCAACCAUAACCCCGACAACCCCAACAACCCCGACAACCACAGGUGGUGGAAGUUGGUGCAUAGCAAGCCCAAAUGCUUCCCCAACCGCUUUGCAGGUAGCUAUAGAUUAUGCUUGUGGCUAUGGAGGCGCGGAUUGCUCGGCGAUUCAAUCGGGAGGUAGUUGCUUUGAGCCCAACACCAUGAGAGACCAUGCUUCUUAUGCCUUUAACGACUACUACCAGAAGAAUCCAGCACCUACAAGCUGCGUGUUUGGGGGAACGGCGCAGCUCACCACCACGGACCCCAGCAGUGGAAAUUGCCACUACGGAGCAUCAAGGUCAACACCGAGCACAACAACACCAAUCAAUCCACCAAUGAAUCCAACUCCAAUGCCACCGGCAACACCAACCAUAACAACCCCAACACCAACCGACACGAUGCCAACCGAUACGCCGCCAACCGAUACCCCACCGAACGACUUCGGCGGUUACGGAUCAGAACCAUCAGACACAGCGAGCUCAGCGAUUCCGGUGACGGGGUUUUUCUCAUUUGUCUUCUUGGGGUCACUUCUUAUGGCAAAUUGCAUGUAAGAUGAAGCAGAAAACAACUCGGAUCUGUUCGAGUAUUACAAUCUGCAGAUCGAGAAGGCGUUUAGAUUAUUUUUUUUCUUCUUUUUCUUUUAUUGUAACGUUUACACAAAGGAUACGGGGAACUCGGGGGAAAGAAAUUAGAGUUUAAUUAUUACUUAAGAAAAGAGGGGGGAAAUGGCAGGAAAUUACGCUAGGGUUUCUGCUAUAAUAGCGAUAGAAUAAAUUUCUAGCUAAUAUCUACUUUUAGGAUCAUAUAUUCCCUCUGUUCUUCAAUUUAGUUCAUGUUCAUCCCUAUAUUAAAAAAAAAUAAUAAAAUAGAAAAAAUCUCAUGUUCUUUGAGUUAUUUCCAA